Paramecium octaurelia is the source of this 793-nucleotide messenger RNA. The record is from the annotation of a GenBank genome assembly. Lineage: Eukaryota; Ciliophora; Oligohymenophorea; Peniculida; Parameciidae.
GAAUGAACUAACCAAAUCAUGUAAUUUCAGAGAAUCUCGUGAUUUCAUAACCACUUUAUGACAACGAUUUAGCUGCCUAAUCAAUAUAUGACAAAUAUCUGAAAGACUGUACUUUGAUGCCAAAUCGAUUAAUAGAGGAAUCAAAGGAAACAUAAGAAAGGCCAUUUGCAGGAACAAGGCCAAAUAGUUAACAACAAUAGAAUUAAAGAAAUGAUCAAAUCAUUUAAGAAAUUAGUUCUCAAGAAAGAGAGUAAAGAAACCGUAAUCAAUAAUAAAUUUAGUAAGCCAAUUAUUAGUAGGAUCAAUAAUAUUAAAAUAAUCAAAUGAGAUAUCCUCAAUAAAAUAUCUAUUAUCAUCAAAGAUAAUUUAAUUAAUUCUAAAAUUAUCAUCACGAUUAGCAUCAUUACUAUCAACAUAGAAGGAACCAAUAAAAUUAUAGAAUGGAAUAAGAAUAUUAUGGUCAUUAAUUGAGGAGAUAAGAACAAGGAAGAAGAAGGCAGCAGUAAUAGCCAAAAUAUGGAUUGGAUUUAAAUGAGAUUGCAGCUUUGAGUGAGAUUGUGUUUAGGUAGAGCAGGGCUUCAUGUUGGGAUGAUGAAAACAAGAAAUGUAGUAUUUGCAUUUCACACUUUGAGGAAAAUGAAAAGAUCAGAUUUUUGCCCUGUUUACAUAGGUAUUAUUAUGAAUUGAUUAUUGAUUUCAUUCAGGUUGCGUCGAUUCUUGGUUGGCCUCCAAAGGAUCAUGUCCAUUAUGUAAAAAGUAUGUCCGGUCCUUAGUUUAAUAAUUUUCAUGAGAC